AGGCCCCUCCCCUGACCCGCGGAGCGACCCAGCCAGUUGACUCCAGCCUGUAGUUGAUACACCACACGGACUUCGGGAGCGGACCUAGAGUCGGAGCCCCAAACGCUGGGACAGGUGACCCAAGGCAGGAGUGGUUCGUGCGGCCCGCCACCGGACCGGAGAUCCCAAGGGUCUUCUCGGGGGCGCUGUCCGUGGCCUCCGCCUAGCCCUGAGGGAGAGAUUGCGGGCCACGCCGGGGUUAACGCGAGCCAAUCCUGGGCUGCGCGUCCGCCCGCCGACCAUCCCCGCCACGCGCGGGUCGCGACUCUCCCCGGAGGACCCGCACACCGGCCCGGGGACGCCGGAGCGGCGCCGCCCCCAAGCCGAUGCCCGCCCGAGAGCCCCCCCAGACCCAUGGCUCCCGGGGGAAUCUGCAGACCCGUCCGCCUGGCCCUGGUCCUCCGCGACUGGUGUCUAGAGGCCCCAAACCCAGCGCUCCCCCAACUGUGUGCCAGCCAACUGUGUGCCAGCCCCAGCCCGGAGCCCACAGGACAAAGCCCAAGAAGAUUGUAUUUGAGGAUGAACUCCCCUCCCGGGCCCUCCUGGGCACCAAGAAGUCUACUAGAGCCGUCCGCGAGAGAUAUAUGCCUAGGCCCCACCCCGUGCCUGACUAUGAGCUUAAGUACCCACCAGUGAGCACUGAGAAGGAUCGGAACCGCUAUGCUGCAGUGUUUCAGGACCAGUACCCAGAGUUCUUGGAGCUCCAGCAGGAGGUGGGAUCAGCACAGGCAAAGCUCCAGCAGCUGGAGGCCCUGCUGAACUCACUGCCCCAACCCCGAAGCCAGAAGGAGGCCCAUGUUGCUGCCCGUGUCUGGAGGGAAUUUGAGAAGAAGCAGAUGGACCCCAGCUUCUUGGACAAGCAGGCUCGCUGCCAUUACCUGAAGGGCAAACUAAGGCACCUCAAGUCACAGAUCCAGAAAUUUGACGACCAAGGAGACAGCGAGGGCUCUGUGUACUUCUGAGCGUCCUGGCAAACAGAUAGAGGGAACCAUCAGAGGGCGGGGCCCUACCCUGCUCUUCCUUCUCUUCUUCCCUCCUUAUCUUUGCUGUUACUGCUACCCCACCUGGGGUAGCCAUAGCCAUGCCUGAUUUUAAAUGCCUUCGCCUUUGAGGCCUAGAUCUGAUGGCCCCUCUUCCAGCAAGGCUUCCCAGAACCUGCAGGACCUCCAUGGAGACCCCACAUCCCAGCCCAUCCCCUAGAAGCAGGUCCCGCUCUCCAUCCCAGUGGAAUAAACAUUUAUUAAAUACCUACUGCCACCUAAAA
Messenger RNA from Dama dama (fallow deer), 1303 nucleotides. It is a transcript of the gene OCEL1, whose product is annotated as occludin/ELL domain containing 1. The transcript has 6 exons. The coding region runs from base 366 to 1001 and encodes 211 amino acids. The record is from RefSeq and is a predicted model, not a curated record. Gene Ontology annotation, biological process: bicellular tight junction assembly. Lineage: Eukaryota; Metazoa; Chordata; Mammalia; Artiodactyla; Cervidae. Gene Ontology annotation, cellular component: bicellular tight junction; apical plasma membrane; cytoplasmic vesicle.